AUGAUUGAUAAAGUACUAUUUUGGAAUAUAAGAUCAGUCAACACUCAAAAUUAUUUUGAGAGGUUAACUGAGCUUAAUAGGAGGCAUCACUACUCACUCAUAGCACUUAUGGAACCUUUCCAUGGGCUUGAUGAAGUUGAAAGUUAUAGAAGAAGGUUAGGCAUCCAUAAUUCAAUGGUUAAUAUCUCAGAGAAGAUUUGGAUUUUUGGGACUGAUGAUUGGUUGGAGUUGUGGGAUUCUAUUGCCCAAGAUACACUGAACAUUCAAGGACCAUGGAUAGUAGGGGGAGACUUUAAUGUAAUUCUAAAAUCUGAUGAGAAACUAGGGGGUCUUCCUGUGCAUUUGGCUGAAACUGAUGAUUUUGCUCACUUUGUUAAUAACUGUGGUCUGAUGGAAUUGAAGUACUUUGGUAGUAGAUAUACUUGGUGGAAUGGCAGAACUGAAGAGGAUUGCAUUUUCAAAAGACUUGACAGAGUAUUUGGAAAUCAAGAGUUCAUGGAUCUUUUCCUAUCAUCUGAGGUCUCACAUUUGAUAAGGCAUAGAUCUGAUCAUGCCCCUCUCCAUGUUGUGUGUUGUAGCAAGGACGUGGUUGUUAAGCCAUUUAAGUUCCUAAAUUUUUGGUCUCAACAUCCAAAAUUUUUAGAAUUGGUUCAAGACAACUGGAGCUUGGAUUUUACAGCAAAUCCAUUUUCUGAAUUUCAAGCUAAAAUGAAAAAGGUGAAAAUGGCUUUGGCAAAGUGGAGUAAGGAUACAUAUGGCAAUAUUUUUCAGCAAAUCUCAACCAUAGAAGAUACUAUCAAGGUGAAGGAACUGCAGUCUGAAUUAAAUCCUUCCAUGCUGAAUAGAACAUACUUACAUAAAGCUCAAGAUGAGUUACAUAGCUACUUGCACCUUGAAGAAGAAUAUUGGAAGCAAAAGUAUGGUAUGAGGUGGUUCAAGGAUGGUGAUAGAAAUACUAAGUUCUUUCACUCCUAUGUCAAAGGAAGGAGGAAGAAAUUGGCUUUGCAGAGGAUCCAAAAUAGUCAAGGGGAUUGGAUUUCCUCUAAUAAUGAUAUAAGGGAGGAAGCAGUUAGAUUCUAUCAAAAUCAGCUUAGACAGCUGGCUACAAGGACUGACUAUGAGAUGUUAAAGAAGAUUCCAGCUCUAAUCUUUACAGAACAAAAUGAGUCACUUAUUGCUCUCCCUAGUAAUGAAGAUGUCAAGCUAGCAGUCUAUGGUCUGAAUGGUGACAGUACAAGUGGUCCUGAUGGUUUCUCAGGCCAUUUUUUCCAGUACUUUGGCAUUAUUUCCAACACUCAAACUAGUUUUGUAAAAGGUAAGAGCAUUGUGGAGUAUGUGUUGUUAGCACAGGAUAUUAUUAGAGACAUAAACAAGAGAAACAAACUGCACAAUGUGGUAGUGAAGCUUGACAUGGCUAAGGCUUAUGAUAGGGUGUCAUGGAUCUUUCUAACAAAGGUUUUGAGGCAAUUUGGCUUCUCAGAGGUGAUUGUAGACAUGGUAUGGAGAUUGGUAUUCAGUGCUACUGAUCCUGUGUCAUUGAAGAAGAUGAUGAAUAUCUUGAGGAACUAUGAGAAGACAUCUGUUCAGCUGGUUAACAAUGAUAAGAUCUCUUUCUAUGUGCAUGAGAAAGUUCCAGCAGUUGUGGUUAGCAGAAUUAAAAGGAAAACUGGUAUGAGGAAAGGCUCUUUUCCUUUUACAUAUUUGGGAUGUCCAGUAUUUUAUGGUAGAAGGAAAAUUGUCCAUUAUGAAAGUUUGAUAAGGAAGGUGAUGAAUAGAGUGAUGUCUUGGCAAAACAGGCUACUAUCAUUUGGUAGAAGGUACAUAUUAAUGGCACAUGUUCUACAGACAAUGCCAGUCUAUUUGUUAUCUGUAAUGAACCCCCUGAGAGGUGUUAUAGACCAAUUAUAUAAGAUCUUUGCCAAGUUCUUUUGGAGUAACACUGCAGGUGUUAAAGGCAAACACUGGGUGGCUUGGGAUAAAAUGUGUUUGCCAAAGUGUGAAGGUGGUCUUGGCUUUAGAUCACUACAUGAUAUAUCCAAAGCCUUUUUUGCAAAACUUUGGUGGAACUUUAGAACUACCAUUACUUUAUGGGGAGCCUUCAUGGGUAACAAGUAUUGCAAGAAGUUGCAUCCAGUUAUGGCACAGGCCAAGGAGCAUCGAAUGUGUGGAAGAAACUGCUUCUGGUUUGAUAACUGGACAAAACAAUGUGCUUUGUACUUUGUUGAUAAUGAGCAGGUCAUUGAUGAGGAGAUAGAGGUGAAGGAAUUUAUAUCUGUUGGGGAGUGGAAUUUGCCAAAAUUACAGGAAUUUCUUGCUGAAGAAACUGUGGAAUACAUAUAA
Molecule: messenger RNA, 2340 nt
Organism: Lycium barbarum (goji berry)
Lineage: Eukaryota; Viridiplantae; Streptophyta; Magnoliopsida; Solanales; Solanaceae
Exons: 6
Coding region: 1-2340 (779 amino acids)
Source: RefSeq, a predicted model, not a curated record